This is a messenger RNA of Linum trigynum, 276 nucleotides long. The record is from the annotation of a GenBank genome assembly. Lineage: Eukaryota; Viridiplantae; Streptophyta; Magnoliopsida; Malpighiales; Linaceae.
AUGUCCCCGGAUCUAGCCUCGAGAGGAAGAGAGAGCCGCCGCGCGAGGAGUUUGCAUGACACACGAUCUGGAAUCGAGAGGCAGAUCGAGAGCGACUCGUCGUAUUUUCCCAACAAGAUCUGGAAUCGGGCUCAGGGUUCUCCACAACAGCGGCGACGAAGGCGGCAGAGGAAUGGAGAAAGGCGAUGGCUAGGUGAGCACCGGCGAACCGACGAAGAACACCGAGCUCUUUCAACAGAUAUAUCCAGAUCUGGGGACGUAUCGGAGACCCUUUGA